Molecule: messenger RNA, 8522 nt
Organism: Carassius gibelio (silver crucian carp)
Lineage: Eukaryota; Metazoa; Chordata; Actinopteri; Cypriniformes; Cyprinidae
Product: kinesin-like protein KIF1B
Exons: 48
Coding region: 307-5697 (1796 amino acids)
Biological process (GO): microtubule-based movement
Molecular function (GO): ATP binding; microtubule binding; microtubule motor activity
Source: RefSeq, a predicted model, not a curated record
AUUCAUCCAUAUCCUAAGCCUGCGAGGGGAACGGUUCAACGACACCAGCAUCAGCCUAACUAAAUAUAUCAGAAACGCAAGCAUCUUGCGCGGUGCUGGAGAAUGAGACGCAGCUAUAAUGGGUGUAUAUAACAAAAAAGGAACUAUCAGAAACUUAACCGUUAAUCUUUUUUGAUUUUUGCUGCUGGUUGUAGACGUCAUUGGAGAAUUGGCAUCGUGCAGGAUUUCUAUGCGGUUCUAGUCGUCUCUACUUGUGGAUAUAUAGCAGAGAACAUUCUGUGGGAUUGAAUCACAGCAGCUUCAACCAUGUCUGGCGCCUCGGUGAAAGUGGCUGUCAGAGUUCGGCCCUUCAACUCAAGAGAGACCAGCAAAGAAUCAAAAUGCAUUAUACAGAUGCAAGGGAACUCCACCACUAUUUUGAACCCAAAGAACCCCAAGGAACCACCCAAAUCUUUCAGCUUUGACUACUCCUACUGGUCUCACACCUCACCGGACGACCCUUGCUUUGCGUCACAGAGCCUUGUGUUCAAUGACAUUGGGAAGGAAAUGUUGCAGCAUGCUUUUGAGGGAUAUAAUGUCUGUAUUUUCGCCUACGGCCAGACCGGAGCUGGCAAGUCCUACACCAUGAUGGGAAAACAAGAGGAAGGACAGGAAGGCAUUAUUCCUCUGCUCUGUGAAGAUCUCUUUGAGAAAAUCAAUGACAAUAGCAAUGAGGAGAUCUCGUACUCCGUGGAGGUGGCUUAUAUGGAGAUAUACUGCGAGCGGGUGAGAGACCUGCUCAACCCUAAAAAUAAAGGGAACCUGCGUGUCAGGGAACAUCCUCUACUCGGGCCAUAUGUUGAAGACCUCUCGAAACUGGCCGUCAUGUCUUACACAGACAUAGCUGACCUCAUGGAUGCUGGGAACAAAGCCAGAACUGUUGCUGCCACCAACAUGAAUGAGACGAGCAGCCGCUCUCACGCAGUCUUCACUAUUGUUUUCACGCAGAGGAAGUAUGACAGCGAGACGGACCUGUCCACAGAGAAGGUCAGCAAAAUCAGCCUGGUGGAUCUGGCAGGAAGUGAGCGUGCUGACUCAACAGGGGCCAAAGGAACCAGACUGAAGGAGGGAGCAAACAUCAAUAAAUCUCUAACUACACUAGGAAAGGUUAUUUCAGCGCUGGCUGAGGUGGAUAACUGUACCAGUAAGAGCAAGAAGAAAAAGAAGACCGACUUCAUUCCUUACCGAGACUCCGUGUUGACAUGGCUGCUCAGAGAGAAUUUAGGAGGGAACUCAAGGACAGCUAUGGUGGCUGCCCUGAGUCCUGCUGACAUUAACUAUGAUGAAACUCUCAGCACACUCAGAUAUGCAGACAGAGCCAAGCAAAUCAAGUGCAACGCUGUCAUCAACGAGGACCCCAACAACAGACUGGUGCGGGAGCUGAAGGACGAGGUGACGCGUCUAAAGGAGCUGCUCCGUGCCCAGGGCCUUGGGGACAUUCUGGAUAACCUGAAAGAUAUACACAACAAUAAGCAUAGACACUUGCUUGCCUCAGAGAACCAACAGCCUGGCCAUUUCUCCACAGCACCCAUGGGCUGCCUGACAGCCUCUCCGUCCUCAGGCUCUCUGUGCAGCCAGGCAGGGCUCCAGUCCGUCUCAAGCAUCCAGGAGCGCAUCAUGUCCACGCCGGGCGGAGAAGAGGCCAUCGAGAGGCUGAAGGAAUCGGAGAAGAUCAUAGCCGAGCUGAAUGAGACCUGGGAGGAGAAGCUGAGGAAGACUGAGGCCAUCCGUAUGGAGAGAGAGGCGCUGCUGGCAGAGAUGGGAGUGGCCAUACGGGAGGACGGGGGGACCCUGGGUGUCUUCUCUCCUAAAAAGACCCCUCACCUGGUGAACCUGAAUGAGGAUCCUUUGAUGUCAGAAUGUCUGCUUUAUUAUAUCAAAGAUGGAAUAACAAGGGUGGGUCAGGCAGAUGCAGAAAGAAGACAGGAUAUCGUUCUAAGUGGAGCGCACAUCAGAGAGGAGCACUGUAUCUUCCGCAGUGAGAGGAAUGCCAACGGAAAUGUGAUUGUCAUGUUGGAGCCGUGUGAGGGAUCUGAAACGUACGUGAAUGGAAAACGUGUGAAUUCUGCAGUCCAGCUGCGCUCAGGUAACCGCAUUAUCAUGGGAAAGAACCACGUGUUCCGGUUUAACCACCCCGAGCAGGCUCGCGCUGAGCGUGAGAAGACACCAACAGCAGAGACCCCCAUAGAACCAGUGGACUGGACCUUCGCCCAAAGAGAACUUCUGGAGAAACAGGGCAUCGACAUGAAGCAAGAGAUGGAGAAGAGGCUUACAGAAAUGGAGAUCCUGUACAAAAAAGAGAAGGAAGAAGCGGACCAGCUGCUUGAGCAACAGAGACUGGUAUAUGAGAGUAAACUGCAAGAGCUGCAGAAACAGGUGGAGACUCGCUCGCUGGCGGCGGAGACCCCAGAUGAAGAGGAAGAAGAGGAGGAGGAGGAUGAAGUGCCCUGGACCCAGCAUGAGUAUGAGCUGGCCCAGUGGGCUUUCAGGAAGUGGAGAUACCACCAGUUUACCUCCCUCAGAGACCAGCUGUGGGGCAAUGCUGUAUACCUCAAAGAGGCCAAUGCCAUCAGUGUGGAGCUAAAGAAAAAGGUCCAGUUCCAGUUUGUCUUACUCACGGACACCCUCUACUCUCCGCUGCCCCCGGAGCUGCUGCCUCCAGAACCAGAGAAAGAGCAUGACACCAGGCCUUUCCCCCGAACGGUGGUGGCUGUGGAGGUUCAGGACCUGAAGAACGGAGCCACUCACUAUUGGUCCCUGGAGAAGCUCAAGCAGAGGCUGGACCAGAUGCGGGAGAUGUAUGACCGUGCAGGCGAGAUGGCCUCGUCCAAUCCGAGUGAGGAUGGAGAGGGUGCUUUGACUGGCAGUGACCCCUUCUAUGACCGCUUCCAUUGGUUCAAGCUGGUUGGGAGCUCACCUAUUUUUCACGGCUGUGUGAACGAGCGUCUGGCCGAUCGCACUCCCUCGCCCACAUUCUCCACCAGCGAUUCUGAGAUCACCGAGCUGGCCGACGAAAGGCAGAGCGAGAUGGAGGACUUCAUGGAUGAUGAGGCUUUCGUGGACGACACCAGCUCAGAUGCUGGGACCGAGGAAGGCUCUGACAUCUUCAGUGAUGGGCAGGACCCCUUCUAUGACCGUUCCCCAUGGUUCAUCCUGGUGGGCAGAGCCUUCGUGUAUCUGAGUAACCUUCUGUAUCCUGUGCCUCUGGUGCACCGUGUCGCUAUAGUAACAGAGAAGGGAGAUGUGCGAGGAUUCCUGCGCGUGGGGGUCCAAGCCAUCGCUGCCGAUGAAGAGGCUCCUGAUUAUGGAUCUGGUGUGCGUCAGUCGGGCACCGCUAAAAUUUCUUUUGACAAUGAGUAUUUUAAAAAGAGUGAUUUCUCCUCUGUGGUCAUGACCCGCUCUGGCCUCUCUUUGGAAGAGCUGCGUAUUGUGGAAGGUCAAGGUCAGAGUUCGGAGGUCUUCACCCCUUCAGAGGAGAUGAACCGAAUAAAUGACAUGGACUUGAAGCUUGGAAACGUGGACACAAAACUGGGUGAGGGAUUGGCAGAGCAUCUGGAAGUGGGCAGUAUCUUCACUUUCCGCGUCACCGUUCUGCAGGCGAGCAGCAUCCCGCCCGAGUACGCAGACAUCUUCUGCCAAUUCAAUUUCCUCCAUCGUCACGAUGAGGCGUUCAGCACAGAGCCGCUGAAGAACACAGGCAAAGGUGCCCCGCUGGGCUUUUACCACGUACAGAAUAUCUCAGUGGAGGUGACCGAGUCCUUUAUUGAGUACAUAAAGACAAAGCCAGUUGUGUUCGAAGUGUUUGGUCAUUACCAACAGCACCCACUGCACAUCCAUGGACAGGAAGUGGUCAGCCCUUCUCAGCCUUCCAGAAAGUACUGCCCCCCACCUAUGCCUUUGUCUAAACCAGUGCCAGCCACCAAACUGAACACCAUCACCAAGUCUAACCUGGGUCAGUGUGUGAGCAAGUAUGACCUGCUGGCCUGGUUCGAGAUCAGUGAACUGGAGCCCACUGGAGAUUAUAUUCCAGCUGUAGUAGAUCACUCAGGAGGUCUUCCCUGUCAUGGCACAUACCUUUUGCACCAGGGCAUUCAGCGUAGAAUAACAGUCACUCUGAUCCACGAGAAGGGCAGUGAGCUGCAUUGGAAAGAUGUCCGAGAGCUGGUGGUUGGUCGAAUCCGGAAUAAGCCGGAAGUGGAUGAUUCGGCUGCAGACGCAGUCCUGUCUCUCAACAUCAUCUCAGCUAAAAACUUGAAAUCUUCUCACAACUCCAGCAGGACGUUCUACCGGUUCGAGGCUGUGUGGGACAGCUCCCUGCACAACUCUCUCCUACUGAACCGUGUCACUCCCUACGGAGAGAAGAUUUACAUGACCCUGUCAGCCUAUCUGGAGCUUGAUCACUGCAUCCAGCCUGCCAUCAUUACCAAGGACAUCUGCAUGGUCUUCUACUCCAGAGAUGCUAAGAUCUCUCCUCCUCGCUCGCUGAGGAACCUGUUCGGCAGUGGCUACUCCAAAACCCCUGACUGUAAUAAAGUGACUGGAAUCUAUGAGCUUAGCUUGUGCAAAAUAGCUGACACAGGAAGCCCAGGUAUGCAGCGACGGAGACGGAAGGUUCUGGAUACAUCUGUGGCAUAUGUGCGUGGAGAGGAGAACCUGGCCGGCUGGAGACCCAGAGGAGACAGUCUGAUCCUGGAGCACCAGUGGGAGCUGGAGAAACUCGAGCAGUUGCAUGAGGUGGAGAAGACGCGUCAUCUGCUGCUGCUCCGUGAGAAACUGGGAGAGACGUCUCCUCCUAAAUGCCUGAGUGACUUUCUGUCUCCCAGUCUGAGCAGCGGCACCCUCAGCACCUCCACCAGCAUCUCCUCCCAGAUCUCCUCCACCACCUUUGAGAGCGCCAUCACACCCAGUGAGAGCAGCGGAUACGACUCCACAGACAUCGAGAGCUUGGUGGACCGCGAGAAGGAGCUGGCCACUAAGUGCCUCCAGCUCCUGACACACACUUUUAACAGUGAAUACAACCAGAUGUGCAACAGCAUCAGUGACUGCAAGUUAUCGGAUAUCUCUCCUAUGGGCCGUGACCCAUCCGUGGCCAGUUUCAGCAGUGCUACACUCACACCCUCCUCCACCUGCCCCUCUUUGUCAGACUCUCGGACCCCUGAAGCUAACUCUCGUGCCACCAGCCCCUCAUCCUCAGACUAUGAGAACUUCCCCAUGGUGCCCAUUCUGGAAACGUCCUACCUGGCCCGCGCCGGCAAACACGAGUUCCUCAACCUUGUGCCUGAUAUUGAGGAAAUGAGACCUGGGUCUGUGGUAUCAAAGAAGGGAUUCCUCAGUUUCAUGGAGCCCCGUUCCAACUCCUGGGUGAAGCACUUUGUGGUGGUUCGAAGGCCAUACGUGUUCAUCUACAACAAUGACAAGGACCCAGUAGAGAGGGGAGUGCUGAAUUUAUCCACUGCCCAGGUGGAAUACAGUGAGGACCAGCAGGCCAUGCUCAAGACACCUAAUACAUUCGCUGUGUGCACCAAGCACAGAGGGAUCCUCCUCCAGGCCAACAAUGACAAAGACAUGAACGACUGGCUGUAUGCCUUCAACCCACUGCUAGCAGGAACAAUAAGGUCAAAGCUGGCGAGGAGACGGUCCAGUCUGAUGAAGAACUGAACGAGUGUACACACGCACGGAGAUAGUGCUCAUUUCUCUUCGUCUACCUUUACAACGUACCAAAUGUGUUAACACUUCUAAAUCUUUGUGGUUCUUGACGGUUUCUCUUGUAUGUAGACCUGUGGCUCUCUUCUCCUCUCCAGCAAUUGAACUUUCAGUUCCCAAACACCGCUCUCCCUCCCUCCCUCCCUCCCUCCCCUCUCUAUUGUGUUAUUGAUUGGAUUUAUUCUGUCUUCAGUUUUGUUCAUUGUCAUAACUGAACCUCCUUCAAGUAGCAUGUUGUAAUAGUCUGUUUGUGUGUGCACGAAUCUUCAGAGCGGGUUCUGCUUUCUCUCGACGUACUCUCGUCUGGAAACGUCAUCAAUCUUACGGUGUUGUCUGCCAGGAACAUCUUACCCUCAGGAGAAAGUUGGUUUGCUAUAAAACCCCUAAUGCAUUGAGUAAAUGAAUAAAUAUAUUAAUAAAAAUAUAUAUAUAUAAUAUUAUAAUAUAUUCCACAAAAUCAACUUUCUCUAAAAGAAGAUAUACAGAAAAAAAAUAGCUUUGCUCUAGAUAUUGCUAAAAAGAAGAUUUUUAAAUGGACCAAAGCACUGAAUAUGCUUCAUUUUCUAAACAAGACAGAAAUUGACCUUUGAACCGAAUGUUAUCGCAGUAUUGGCUUAGUGGAUUUGCUGAAUCAAAGCAAGCCUUGAUAGUUGGGCGUUGAUCAUGUACAUACAGCCGUUUACUCGCACAGCCUGUCGCAAUUAAUUCCACAUAUCAAGGUCAUAAACACACCAUUAGCAAAGUACAGUAUGUAAUCAUAAGACAUAUAAUAAUACCAAGGAAAGAAAAUGAUGGUGAUGAUCCCUCACAUAUCGAUCUUUCGGUAGCCUACAGGAGUAUUCGGCUCGAUUUAAAUGAUUUCCUCCGUAGAUUAGAUUAAAAAAAAAAUGGUGCAAAAGAAUUACCUUGACACAGAACAACUGACCGAAUGAAUCCAUUUGUACAUAACGUUCAGGAUUACUGUGCUUAACGCUACUCAUGACGAGACAUGAUGCAUUAUGGGUUUCUGUCCUUGUUACUGUAUUCCUGAAACACCAUUUUCGGGGUUUUUUUUGGCGAGAAAGAUCUGAUGCUGUGGCCUCUUCUGAAGACCAGACGGUUGAGGGAGAUACUGAUUGCGAUUAGUUACAGUUACGAAGUGAAGGAUUGAAUUAUUGGUGUGGUUUAUUUCUGCUGUUCGGGAAAAAAUCUAAAGUCGGCAGGAUCAUUUAAACCAGCCUUUGUUCCCCUUUAGAAUGGGCAGGAUCACUUUUUAAUAUUAUUGAACAUUUAUCAUGUAUCUCUAGCGAUUAUCUUAACUUAUUUUUUAUUAACAUGUGAUCAGUGUUUUACAUUAGACAACGGAAGGCAAGAAGGGCACUUUUCUCCUUUUUAUUCAGCUGUUCCUCACUUAUUUAAACGACCAGGUUUGGCCACUAAAACAGUUUGAUCACCGUCAGUAGAAAUCGGGCCAUUUAUGCAGUUCACUGCAGUUGCAGUGAGGAAAAAGGGAUGGUAAUGUUCUGCUUUUUUUAUGGUUUUGUUUUGAAAAUCUUUGCUCUGUGCAUUUGAAGACAUUCAGUCUAGACACGCGCGCUGAAGUUAGCAGUGAUUCGGUUUGAUGGUGACAUUCCGGCCAUUUGGUUGAGCAUUUAACAGUCCUCUGGCCAGACAACCAGCAGGAAUUAUCACACUGUCAGACUGAGCACUGUCAAUCCUAAUGAAGUCAAUAUUCUUGCUGCUCAUCAUAGAAUGCAUCUUCUCUUAUCAAAGAACUUUAGUGCACUUUCACAACAAACACAUGAAAAUGGCUCGGAAAGUCAAGUCCUUUGGUCAGCCAGCCUUUAGGCUUCAUCUGAGCCGUUUGAUUGUUAUGGCAUCUGUGAAAAUGUUCACAUUGAAUAUUCAGAUCCGGCACAUAGAGUGCGUAAUGAGCACUGAAGGUUUAAGUGUAAGUUAAUGUUAGAAUUUUUUGCCAGAGCAAAGGUUUUUGGCAUCUUUUUUUUUUUUUACCAUCUUUGUUGAGUGGCUUGGUUGACUGUGUGUGACUAUUCAUAAUGAAUUUCAUUAACUGUAUUUAUUGUUUUGCAAUGUAUAUAUUAGUUUGCAGCUCUUUGCACAUGUGUUUAUACAACUAACAACAGAACAAAUAAAGCUUGAACAAUGUUUUUGUUGUUUCCUCAAAAGGUUUUAGGUUGUGGUGUUUUUCUCAUUGAAGUGGACUUUGAAUGUACCUUGCGUUUCACUAAAAAUGCAGUAAUUAUCUGAUGAAAGAAGAAGAAGAAUAUCUUAAUAACAAUGGGCACUUUUCACAUUUAGUCUAUGGAGGGCAGAGUUAUGAUGAGGCGUGUUCAUUUUUAUUUCUAACAUCAGGGAAUAUAUUUUCUAGAAUAUAACGUUUUGCUUUUCCUGACACAGUAACCUCUUUGUUUUUUGUGCUCACUUAUGCAUUUUUUCCCCCACGCUGCCUUUAAAGCAACCCUGGCAUCACUGUAUCACCCCAUCAUUCCCUCUCAUUGUGAUGAAACAACAGAAAGCAGAUCAGCCAUGGCUUUAACAUUGUACAUUUUUUUUGUCAGAUUGGCUUCAUUUUCAUACUUUUGUAAAUAUUUCAUGUUGUAUGGAACUUGGAUUAAAAUGUAAAUAUGUCUUCUGUAUUUGUAAUAAUUAUAAUCCAUUCGCUGUAUAGCCUAGAUGUGUAAUGCAUAUAUCUUAAUUCUGUGUAUGGUAAUCUUGCACCAUUGACCUGUUUAGUGAAUGAGGUAAAAAAUAAAAUUACAGCCAGUGCAUUAGAUGAAGAA